CAUGAGGGGCGUGGCGGAUUUACGGGAAUGUGUUGGUGACAUCAUCGGUGUGCCGGCCGCUCAUUGGCGGAGAGCAGCGAGGGCACGAGCGAGAGGAGAGCAAAAAGACGAACAACCGUCUGACUUUCACGGACCUACGGAAAACAACAAGUCGGCUUUUCGACUCUUCUGCUUCAGCAACUCGCCGAGCUCAAGUUGCACAACUUUUUUUUUGUCUUGGGAUAGCAACAUGUCACCUUUUGGAAGUUCGGCGAAGUUUUUGGUUUUCGUCCUGGUGGCACUUUUGGCCACUUUUUGCUCACAGGUCGCCUCCGAGUCGCAGGUGCGUGAGACCGAGACAUGGAUGCCGCCGAAGGACGUCCACGCCAUUUCCUCUGCGAGCGAGCACAGCGAGUCAUCGGGAGACUUCGGCUUCGCAGAUGACCAAGACGAAGAAGAGGAGGACGACGACGAUGACUACGAUGAUGAUGACUAUUUCUACUAUGACGAUGACGAAGACAAUGAAUAUGAGGUGUCGGGGUCUGGCCACGGUGCAGGAAGCGAGCCCUCUUCUCCGGGACGUGAAGUGACAUCGCCCCCUCAGGGUCCCGACAUGGACAACAAGAUCCCAGAGUGGGCCGGCCCGUCUCCAUCUGCCACGGACGACCAAGACGAGUCGUACGCGGUGCAAAACGGCAACGAGAUUCGACGACCGCCGUCCCGUGCAGGUGCAGAGCCCCCGUCCAACGUGCUAAUGUCUCAUGCUGCCGCCGGACGCGACGACAGCCCGGCCAGGACUGAGGUCCUCGCGGCUCUCAUCUGCGGAGGCGGCGUGGGCCUGACGUUGGCCGUUCUGCUGGUUCUUUUGCUGCUGCACCGCAUGAAGAAGAAAGACGAAGGGAGCUACGAGCUAGGCAAAAAACCCAUUUACACUAAGGCCCCCAGCGCCGAGAUCUAUGCCUAAACCUAACCCCUUUCUCCCUCCCUCGCUCCCCUUAUUUAUUCACUACACACAAACUAAGCUAAUGUUAGCGGCGUGACGCCGACUUGAAUAUAGUUUUUAUUUUUGUAUUGCUGACGUUGCCUCGGAGAUGAUGACACGUUGUCUCCCGUUCAAAUGUAAAGCAUUUUUUUCCUUCCGAUUCCCAUUGUGGAAUUGUCAUGACGAAAACGGACUUUAAUCUCUACACGCGACACAAAUACACUACGCACACUUUGCCAGCGUUAAGGGAGAGCAAUUUGACAUUACCUGGCGCACUUUUGCUCAUGCUACUAGUUAGCAUGCUAAUGCUAAGGGCGGGUUCAGCUGGCUAGCUGCUUGGCCGUAACAAAUGGCACCACCAAACGGGAAGUGUGGGGGCUUGUAAGUGUCCAUGUGAAGACUGAAGAUGGGUGACCUUUUUCAGCCCCAUCCAUUUCCUCUCACUACCCUCGCUAGUUUGUGAUGGGGCAGGCGACACGGUACUUUUUUUCUUCCACUUUGUUUUUGUAGACUUGUGGGAACUAUCGGCACGUGCGGACGCGUCAACCAAAUAUUUCCAAUUGCUUGUCGUCGGGUGGAAAAAGUCACAGCUGUCGUUUUAUUUUGUUUUGUUUUUCAUACUCUUUCAACUUGGACCUCCAUUUUUGUUGACUCGAUGCUCAAGGUCAGAGGUUGUGUGUCUAUUGUGGAAACAAAUUGUGCACAAAAUGCAAUCUUCACUACUUCAAAUAAACAUGCUGUUUUUAACAUGA
Molecule: messenger RNA, 1713 nt
Organism: Corythoichthys intestinalis (scribbled pipefish)
Lineage: Eukaryota; Metazoa; Chordata; Actinopteri; Syngnathiformes; Syngnathidae
Gene: sdc4
Product: syndecan 4
Exons: 5
Coding region: 2-943 (313 amino acids)
Biological process (GO): cell migration
Cellular component (GO): membrane; cell surface
Source: RefSeq, a predicted model, not a curated record